This is a messenger RNA of Alnus glutinosa, 1196 nucleotides long. RefSeq names its product expansin-A13. Gene Ontology annotation, biological process: plant-type cell wall organization. Gene Ontology annotation, cellular component: extracellular region. The transcript has 2 exons. The record is from RefSeq and is a predicted model, not a curated record. Bases 150 to 959 code for a protein of 269 amino acids. Lineage: Eukaryota; Viridiplantae; Streptophyta; Magnoliopsida; Fagales; Betulaceae.
CGUACUCCACUCCAGCUAAAAAACACAACAAAAGGCAAAAGCAUCCAACGUAAUUCAUCGCCAUCGGAAAUCUUUACUCUUUAACGUUCACUGUGUCUCUCUGUCGCUCUCCUCUUCGCUUUCACCCUCUCAGUCUCUCGCUUUCAAUAAUGUCAUUACCUCUAAUCCCCACUCUACUCCUCCUAUUCACGCUGUCAUCAACAGCCACAUCCCACUACUCCUCUUCUAACUUCUCGCCCUCCUCAUCCGCCCCGUCGCAAUCACCGACGCUCUCCGAGUGGCAACCCGCACGCGCCACCUUCUACGCGGCGUCGGACCCCCGGGACACGGUGGGCGGGGCGUGCGGCUUCGGGGACCUUAAGAUGGCCGGGUACGGCAUGGCCACAGUGGGGCUGAGCGAGACGCUCUUCGAGCGCGGGCAGAUCUGCGGCGCGUGCUUUCAGCUGCGGUGCGUGGACGACCUGCGCUGGUGCAUCCCGGGCACUUCCAUCAUCGUCACGGCCACCAACUUCUGUGCGCCCAAUUACGGAUUUACCCCCGACGGUGGGGGCCGCUGUAACCCUCCCAACAAGCACUUCGUCCUCCCCAUUGAUGCCUUUGAGAAGAUCGCCAUCUGGAAGGCCGGUAACAUGCCCGUUCAGUACCGCAGGAUCAAGUGCCGAAAGGAAGGGGGGAUUCGAUUUAGCAUCGAUGGUUCAAAUAUCUUCAUCUCAGUGCUGAUCACAAAUGUUGGUGGUGCUGGAGAUGUAGUAGCAGUGAAGAUCAAGGGUUCGAGAACUGGUUGGCUUCCAAUGGGUCGGAAUUGGGGGCAAAACUGGCAUAUAAAUGCCGAUUUAAGGAAUCAACCUCUUUCCUUUGAGGUCACUAGCAGCGAUGGUGUGACACUUGCGUCUUACAGCGUUGCUCCCAAAAAUUGGAACUUUGGGCAAACCUUUGAAGGUAAGCAAUUUCUCUCUUAAAGUCGCAUGAUGUUUUUUUGUCCUUGGAUCGCAAAUGUUGUGCUACAAAGAUGUAAGGGAAAGCACAUGUAUUUGCGGAAAUGUACGAGAUAACAAAUCAAUCAAUCUACUUCUGAAAAAUCUUGAUUUUUGUAUAUGUUUGGUAAUUAACAGCCCAGACGGCUGACUGUAUCAUAAUACUACUUUUAUCAUCGGGUGGACGUGCAUAUUUUGGAAUUAAAUUAUCAAGUUGCAACA